AUGGAUCGCAGCGAUUCACGGACAUUUUGCCCCUCCUGUGCGAGCGACAUGUGCGAGUCCCAAGGCCACGGCAAAGCACCUGGGAAUUAUCGGUCGCUACAGGACGAAGGCAGGUGGCAUCGCACUGAACGAACCUUCCAGACCCGGGCAAAAACGAGGAUGUUCUGGACUGCCAUUGCUCCCAAGGCCAUAUUUGUCUCGGCUCUAGCUUCCCGAUGCAGCGAGAUGCGAAUCAAAAAGACAAGGAAGACGAGGGCUCUCCAGGCUCUGUCUCCCGAAGGCGUCCCAGCCGACACCUUCAACGGUCCUGCCCGGCCGGCCUUCACUCAAGCUUCCCCUGACCUCACGUCCCUGCCGGUUCAAGAUACGAAUGCAGCAGCAGACCACAGGCCGUCCCGGUCCCCAGCCCAGACACGAGCGCAGAGGGUGAGCUGGCAAGAGCAUCUCAGCCCCCGACCCAGGUCGGCUUUCAGCCACCAGCGCGAGGAAGACAAGACCGCGGGCGGCCUGACACCCUCCUCUCCUCGACGAGCAGAGCUGGAAGUUCCCUGUUCCCAGCAUCCAGAACACGUUCCUGCGCUUCAUGUGCCUCUCUCUCGAGGGACCCAUGCCAGAGGGAUGGACAACAGGGACUUCUGGAAGGUCUACUAUGAAAACCUGGAGAUGGUGGCAGGGAUCGCUGAAAAAGAACUGCAUGAGGAUGAUGAGGACGAUGAGGAGGAAGAGGAGACGGAUGUUCAGGCCGAGCCAGGAUGUGACGUCAUUGAGAGCGGGGACGUGGGGGUGCUGUUCCUAGAGCAGCUGAAGUUGACCGCCAACCCCGACGAGAGGACGGACUUCCUCAACUUCCGCAUCCUGCUGUGGCGCUGCAUGACGGAGUUUCCUGAGAGAGUGGAGCCGCGCUGCCGGGAACUGUGCCCCCUGCUGCUCCGCUUCAUCAGGAAUGAGUUUUACACCUCCGACCUGCUGGUGGCACCCACUCAGGACCUGAGGAAGGUGGAUGACGCUGCCCAGGAGGAGUCUGGGAUGGCUGUGGAGGAAGAGGAGGACGAAGAUGAGCAGGAGGCAGAGGAAGGAGGCAGGCAACAGAAGAAGGCUCCUCCAAAGAGAGCCGCUGCAAAACAGCUGAUCGUCCACCUGAAGGUGUUCGCCAAAUUCACCAACCCUCGCUCUCUCUACCUGGAGAGCAGCCUCAGUGAUCUCUAUAACCAGUUGCUCUGCCACCAGGACCAGCAGAUCCAGCGAGUGGCUCUGGAAUGUGUUCUCACAUACAAGGACGCCAACAUAGUACCAUACAAGGAAAAUCUGGAAAGGCUACUUGACGACAAACACUUCAAAGAGGAGAUUGUCCAUUUCAACAUUUCUGAGACAGGAGUGGUGGAUGCCUCACACAGAGCCAGGCUCAUCCCACUGCUCAUGAGGAUCCUGUUUGGCCGCAUGCGCAGUAAAGCAGGCAGUAAGUUCCAGGGGAAGGCGAGCUCCGCCUCCCGCUCCUCCAUCAUCCUGCGCUUCCUGGCUGGCUGCCAAGCGGAGGAGCUGGGGAUCUUCAUCGACCUGCUGCUGGAGCCCGUCUGCCAUUACAGCCAAGGUACCUGCCUGGCUGCGGUGGAGAAAGCCAUCGCUGACACAGAUGUGGCUGCCGUCCUGCCUCUGGGCCGACAGCACAGCCUUCUGAACAUCAUCAACGUAGUGAUCCAGAAACUGGGUCACCUGAUCAACAUCUACCUGCCCAAAGUGCUGCAGAUCCUGCUGUGUGUCACCGCCUCUGUGUCCACCAUCCUGGACAAAAGGCUGCAGCUGCGUGCGGGGUGCAUCAGUCCUCUGAAGAACCUGAGGCGCCUCGGCGUCCUGAGGAUCCAGGACUUUCUGGACGGCUUCGACUCCUACAGCUUCAGCGCAGACGAGCUGGAUGCCGUCUUUGCCGCUGUGGUCUGGCCUCAGGUGUGUCGUCUCUCUACAGAGAGCCCCUACUCCCCCACCCCUCUGCUGAGACUCAUCCAUGUGUGGUGCAAAAAUGCCAGGUACUACCCACUUCUGGCUAAGCAGAGGCUGAACCAUCCGGAGUGUGACAUCCUCCUCAACGUCUUCGCCCUCCUCUCGGCCAAAAAAGUUUCCACAGUGACCAUCGCCAUGGUUAUGGACAUAGCCGAGUCCUUAGCAACCACUCAAGACUUUGUGGCCUCGGAGGAUGAGACGGAGCUCAACGUCAACAACUGUGUGUUCCCGCAGCCUAAAGAGGGCGCUCUCAUCGCAGCUGACGCUCUAACCCAGGGCUCCAGCCUGCUGCUGCCUCACAUAUCCACCCUGCUGAACUACCUCAGCGGAGUCGUACGCAACUCCGACCGACUGAAGAAGAAGAAGUUCAGGGUUCAGGUCGCCAAAGAGCUCAACAUCCUCUCCAAGGUCAGUCGGUUUGUCAGCGACAAGGAGCAGAGCUCGGUGCUCAUCACCCUGUUGCUGCCCUACCUCCACAAAGGCCACAAUCCUGAGGAGACAGAGAUCGACACCCUGGCCACGCUGCAGAACCUCCUGCGGCAGUGUGUGCAGCCCUCAGACUUCCUGCGGCCGCUCAGCAAGCUCUUCUCCGUCAUCCAGAACAAGCUGCCCAGAAUGGCCCUCACUAACGUCUUCCAGACUCUUUCGGAUUUGGAGCCCUCACUCAAGUACAUCACUGAUUUAGCAACAAAGCUGAAUGCGUUCGACAGUCGGCACUUGGACGAGAUCCACUUCGACGUUCGUCUCUGCGCUUUCCAAGAAGCCUCCAGGCGAGUCAAAGAAAUGACCACUCUGGACCUGGACUACAUCGGCACCAUCAUGCACAACGUCUUCCACACCUUUGAAAUCGGUGACAUGUCGCUGGGAGACAACGCCAACCUGUGUCUGUCUGCAGUCAUCACGCAGCUGGCGGAGAUCGGCGCUGGAGAGCAGCUCUACAAGGACAUCGUGCAGCACACCAUCCUGGACGCCGUGCACAAGGGGCUCCGCAGCAAGACAGACAGCGUGCAGCAUGAAUACACCACCGUGCUGGCCUGCCUGGUGAAGACCUUUCCCACCAAGAAAGAGUUCAGAGACCUGGUGCAGCUCACCAACUACCACGACCUGGAGUCUGACUUCUUCGAGCACAUGAAGCACAUCCAGAUCCACCGUCGGGGUCGUGCCCUGAGGAAGUUCGCCAAGCAGCUGACGGAGGGCCAGGUGGUGCUGACGCCCCGCUCUCUCCAGCAUUACAUCAUGCCGUACGCCAUGACCGCCCUGCUGGAUGAGAAAAUGCAAAAGCAUGAGGGCAUGAUAACAGCGUCGGUGGAGGUGGUGGGCGCAGUAUGCCGCAGGCUGACGUGGUCUAAGUACCUCUACUACCUGAAACACUUCAUCCACAUCCUGCAAACAUCGCAGGUGGAGCAGAAGCUGGCUGUCAGUUUGCUCCUCACAGUCCUGGAUGCUUUCCACUUUGACCAUCAGACCCUCAGCAGAGAAAUGGAGGCUGCCAAGGCCAGAGAGGCUGUGAGUGCCGCAAUGGAGGCCGAUGGCGAGGAGCAAGCUGCAGCCGACGAAUCGGAAGCAAGCGAUGAUGAGGAGGCAAUGGAGGUAGAGGGUAAAACCGAUCCAUCUGAUGUCCCCAUGGAAACGGACACCAACAGUGGAGAAAAUGGCGACGUCCCCAAGCAGGCAGCUACCACUGUAGCCAAGGUGCCGGCGGCUCCCCCCCCCAUGGCGGUGUCCAGCGGGCUGCCGCAGAGCACCGAGGAGCUGGGGACUCUGAUCAGCGCCAUCCACCAGACCGUGACUAACAGCGUGCUGCCCCGCCUGCACAAGUGUCUCAAUGCAAAGAUCAAGCGUGACGAUGAGCACAAGGCAGUGAAGUCAAAGGAUGUAAAGGAUGAGGAAGUGGCCAGAAUACCGAUCGCCUUCGCCAUGGUCAAACUGAUGCAGACGCUGCCACCAGCCAUCAUGGAGGUCAACCUGCCUGGCAUCCUGAUCAAGGUGUGUGUGGUGCUGAGGAACCGCUUCCAGGAGGUCCGUGACGUGGCGAGGGGAACUCUGGUGAAGAUCAUAGAGACUUUAGGCUUCCGCUACCUGCAGUACCUGCUCAAAGAGAUGCAGGGGCUCCUGGCUAAAGGCUACCAGGUCCACGUGCUAACAUUCACAGUUUACCAGCUGCUGACAGUCCUCAGUCCAACCCUGAAGAGCGGAGACCUGGACGCCUGCAUGAACAUGCUCAUCGACAUCUUCAACAACGAGCUGUUCGGGCCUGUGGCCGAGGAGAAGGACGUGAAGGGGAUCGUCUCCAAGCUGAUGGAGGCGCGACACAGCAAGAGCAUGGACUCCUACGAGCUGCUGGCUCGCUACUGCAGCAAAGAGAGCGUCACCAAGUUCAUAUUGCCUCUAAAGGAGAUGCUGGAUAACUCAGCCAGUCUGAAGGUGUGUAUCCGGGUGGGGGCCGUGCUGCGGAGGAUGGUCCUGGGUCUGCUCGUCAACGAUGGCAUGACGUCUCAGGAUAUCUUGCUGCUGUGCCACGGCCUGGUCAGCCAGAGUCUGCCGCUGCUCACCAAGAGAGACCGAGAGAAAUCCUCAGUGAAGCCCCCCCCAGACCCCAGGCUGCCCCCUCCCAGCUGCCUGCUCCUGCUUCCAACUCCAACGAGGGGGGGGCGGAAGGCUCCAGUCAGCAGCCGCACCAACAUGCACAUCCUGGUGGACACCGGCCUCAAGCUGCUCCACCUGAGUCUAAAGAAAUCCAAAGUGACGUCCUCCGAUCCCACGGCUCUGCAGAUGCUGGAUCCUUUCGUCCUGCUGCUGCUCGACUGCCUCGACUCCAGGCACGUCAAGGUGAUCACGGAGGCUCUGGUGGCCUUCACCUGGCUGCUGAAGUUCCCUCUCCCAGCAGUGGAGCAGAACGCAGACCAGAUGACCAAGCUGCUGUUCGUCCUGCUGAAGGAUUACUCCAAGGCCGGAGCGGCCCGCGGGGAGAACUACCAGCUGGUGCAGAACUGCUUCAAGGCUAUUACCAUACUGGUGAAGAAUGUCAAAAGCAACCAGAUCUCAGAGACACAGCUGCAAGUGCUGCUGGGAUACGCUGAGGAGGACAUCUACGACCAGUCCCGCCAGGCCACCGCCUUCGGCCUGCUGAAGGCAAUUCUGUCCAGAAAGCUCGUUGUCCCAGAGAUGGAGGAGCUGAUGACCAAAGUGGCCAAGCUUUCUGUCACCGGCAACAACGGCGGGAUCAGAAUCCACUGUCGACAGAUCUAUCUCAAAUACCUGCUGGACUACCCCCUGGGGAAGAAGCUGAGGGGGCACCUGGACUUUGUGGUGGCGCAGCUGCACUACGAGCACGACACCGGCAGGGAGUCAGUGCUGGAGAUGCUGGCCUACAUCUUCCAGACCUUCCCUAAGGAGCUGCUGCUGACGCAUUGCGGCUUGUUCUUCGCCCCGCUGGCCCUGGUUGUGGUCAAUGAUGACUCGGCACGCUGUAAGAAAAUGGCCGCCAUGGCCAUCAAGGCAUUGCUGGCCCAGCUGGACAUUAACCACAAGAACACCAUGUACUCCCUUGUCAACACCUGGCUGCAUGCAGAAAAGGCCAGCAUGCGGCGUCUGGGAGCUCAGAUCUGCGGCCUGUUCGUGGAGGUGGAGGAGGAGCAGUUCACCCGCCGCCUGGACGACCUGCUUCCUCUGCUGGAGAAGGAGAUAAACCCCGUCAACUACGAUGACAUCGAGGAGGAGCAGGACGAGAAGGGGGCGGACCGGCUGCUCUACAGUUUCCUCACCCUCAUCACCAAACUGAGCAAACACUGCAGCCUGCUGGAGAUCAGACAGCCUCACGACACACUCACUCUUAUCUGGGGUCACAUUGAAGCCCACCUGCGGUACCCUCACUGCUGGGUGUGGCUGACCUCCUCGCAGCUCUUUGGUCAGCUGUUUGCAGCCCAUCCGGCGGAGCAGCUGGUGGCUGGCUGGAGAGGAGAGGGUGGAGACGCUUCACCUCAGUCCCCAACUACUGCUUUCAUCACCAGCGGUCUGGACAAGAAGAUGAGAGAGCUGGCGUUGUCUUUCUGCCAUCAGCUACAGUCCAAGUUCCUGGACACAGCCUCAGGAGAGCAGGUGGUCAAGAACCUGCUGUUCGUCGGCAAGGUGAUCUACCUCGUUUCCCCCGAGUCUGACGCCACGCCCGCUCAGGAAGAAGUGAAAGAGGAAGAGGAGAAGGAAGAAGAGGGUGAGGUGGAGGAGAAGGAAGAAGAGGUGGAGGAGAAGGAAGUAGAGAAAGAUGAAAAUGACAAGGAGAAGGAAAAGGAAGAUGAGGAAGAAGACGAUGAAGACGAUAAGGACGACCGGCCGCCUUCCCUGCUGUGGCUGAUGAAGAAGCUGUCGCUGAUGGCAAAGAGAGAGGCGGCACACACUCCCAAAGUUCCUCUGAAGAGAACGUGUGUGUUUAAGUUCCUGGGAGCGAUAGCCAUGGACCUGGGGAAGGAGCGACUCGGCCCCUAUCUGAGCACCAUCAUCACUCCUCUGUACAGGGAGCUGGACAGCACCUACGCAGACCAAGACCCCACCCUGAAGAACCUGGCUCAGGAGCUGAUCGAGCUGCUGAAGAGAUACGUGGGGCUGGAGAAGUUCUCUCUGGCCUUCUCUGGCGUCCAGAAGGAGUUUUCACAGAGGAGAGCCGCGCGCAAAAAACACAGAGCCAUGCAGGCGGUGGCUAACCCAGACAUCGCAGCCAAGAAGAAGCUCAAGAAGCACAGGAACAAAAUCGAAGCCAAGAAGAGGAAGAUUGAGUUCCUCCGGCCCGGAUACAAAGCCAAGAGGCAGCGGGGCAACACGCUCAAGAACCUGGCCAUGGUGCAGUGAGCCGUGUCAGUUUAGCAAGCUGACCAAGAAAGAGACUUUUGUGAUAGAGGACAUUUCCAUGUAUUGGUGGGAUAACUGGGCUGCAGAAGUGUCCCUUAAUGAUGUAACAAUGACUUUCUCUAUUUGAAUUCAUGUCAAGUGACGAAGCAACAGCACAGGAAAGAGAUGGCUCUCCCUGCUGGUUUGCUAAGUGUGAAAACAAGGAGAUUUCUAACCCAACUCUUCUAUGAGGGAUCCAACAGCCUCCUGUGUGUGUAACAGAAACAAGACCUCAUGUGACAGCAGGAUUUCUCUGUAUUAGCUUAAUAUAAACUUUAAUAUCCUGCUGUAAAAAAAAGUGUAGACAUGUCCUCAGAUUUAUAUCCCGUGCAAUUUCAUGUACAACUUGUUUUUCUUAGUAAAAAGACAUUUAAACGGAUCAUCUGUCUUUUGGUAUCACUUGUCUUUAAAUCAAUCGACCCUUUACACAAAAUGGUACAAUCACUGAUAGCAAUCUUUACUGAGAAUCAUUUUCACUGUACAAGCAGAUAUAAAUAUGCAACCAUAAAACUUUGAGCAUACAGUUAGUGUUCAGUAACUCGAUGACUAAUAUGCCAAAGCUGCACUCAAGGAUUUCAAUGGAAAAAAGGCUUUAACUACUUAUUUAAAAAAUAGUGGGAACAA
Molecule: messenger RNA, 7500 nt
Organism: Notothenia coriiceps (black rockcod)
Lineage: Eukaryota; Metazoa; Chordata; Actinopteri; Perciformes; Nototheniidae
Product: small subunit processome component 20 homolog
Exons: 43
Coding region: 1-6837 (2278 amino acids)
Cellular component (GO): 90S preribosome; nucleolus; small-subunit processome
Source: RefSeq, a predicted model, not a curated record